CACGGCGCAUGUGCUGAGCUCGUGCCCGUUUGGAGCCGGUGGACAUAAACCCGCGCGCUUCGUGACACGCAUCAUCUGCUCGCGCGCAGUGCCGUUUUUUUCUCUUUACCGCAGUGCAUCUGCAGCAUCCUCUGCGCGCGCGCGGCUGAUCCUCGCGGAAGCGAGCUGCGCGCGGACGCCUUUUUUUUCCAUCCCUGGUUGCGUACCUUAGACGAUGAGCGCGCGAACGGAACGUCGCCUCCACGCGCACGAGGUCGUGAGAUAAGCGACUGUUUUCAGGCCGGGAAGCCCGCUUUAAACCGACAGGUUCGGUUCUGAACGCGUAGCGGUGCUGAGGCAGCGGAUGCUGAAGGAUGUUGUUGUGUUCCACGUGAGCAUCGGGACCUCAGGGACGAGCUUCCUCUGAUCUCGGGAUCUGGAUUGUUCUUUUGAUGGGAGUCCGCGUCUGAAACCUGGUUUGAGCCAAAGACCUGAACCAGCUGAGGAAGACGACUGUGAGGAAGGCCCAUGCAAACUCAGCCUCGUGCGUGUUUGCUCCCGUGCUGCAGAUGAGCGCUUUUCCUCCUCAAAGCUGUGCAAACAUCAUUUGUAUUAAAGCCGUCCAGUUUAUGAGCGUCAUAAAUCCUCCAGCUGUCCUGUAACCUGGAGACAUGGCACCCGUGCACCUGCUGCUCCUCGCCCUCCUCUGGCCUCUGAUCGACCAGGGCGAUGGCGCCUGUGCAGAAGUGGACUCUGACACAGAGGCCGUGGCGGGUCGUGGCUUCAAGCUGGGCUGCAUCUCCUGCAAGAGGAGGAGCGAGGUGGAGGGGUUCGCCACCGUGGAGUGGUACUUCAGGCCCACAGGAGAGUCGGACUUUUCUCCGAUCUACAGCUACAACGAAGGCGUCGCCACAAUCGAACACGAUGACUUCUCCGAGCGCAUCGACUGGAAUGGGAGCAAGAGGAGCAAUGACAUCCAGGACGCCUCCAUCUACCUGCUGAACGUCACCUUCAACGACUCGGGCACCUACCGCUGCUUCUUCCACCGCACGCUCAGCUACGACAACAACUUCAGCAAAAAAGUCGUGGUGGACAAGGUGGUCCACCUGACGGUGGUGGCAAAAGCUACCAGGGGAACGGCGUCCAUCGUGUCGGAGGUCAUGAUGUACGUGUCCAUCAUCGGCCUGCAGGUCUGGCUCCUCAUAGAGAUGAUAUACUGCUACAGGAAGAUUGCGGCGGCGGGUGAAGAAGCGCUUCGAGAGGCAGCGAACGCGGAGUAUUUAGCAAUAGCUUCAGAGAGCAAAGAUAACUGUGCGGGCGUGCAAGUCGGAGAAUAGCACAGGCUUUCUCCACGGCCUGAACCCCUCCUUCCAGACUCUGACCAGCAUGACGACAGCCUGGGCCGAUUCCUCCACCUCACCUCAAGCACCUCCAGGCAGACAGCAUGGUACCAGCAAGCCCUGUACAUACGCUCUGCCUGUCCAAGCAUGUUCUGCACUUAUGUAGGCAAACAUUAUGCAUCAAUGAGCCACACCGUCAGACACAGGCACAGGGGAUGUUGACGGUUCCAGCCAGUUACUUUCUACUGAUCACCACCACAGCAAUGUAAAAAAACACAUCCACCACACGUCCUGUACUCCCAUCGAUUGUCUCUAUGGUAGGAUGUUAUGGAGUGUAUUUCCAGUUGAUAGAUGUACAAUGAGUGACAAAUAAAAACUAAAAAAUGA
Molecule: messenger RNA, 1706 nt
Organism: Oryzias melastigma (Indian medaka)
Lineage: Eukaryota; Metazoa; Chordata; Actinopteri; Beloniformes; Adrianichthyidae
Gene: scn1bb
Product: sodium channel, voltage-gated, type I, beta b
Exons: 6
Coding region: 651-1316 (221 amino acids)
Biological process (GO): sodium ion transport; cardiac muscle cell action potential involved in contraction; regulation of heart rate by cardiac conduction
Cellular component (GO): voltage-gated sodium channel complex
Molecular function (GO): sodium channel regulator activity
Source: RefSeq, a predicted model, not a curated record